CUUCCCCCAGUUCCCGCUGAGCCGAGGGCAAGAAGACGCCAAGGACCCUCUCAGCCUCUGGAAUCUUCUCCCCAGGGACCCCUAAGUGGGCACAGCUGCUUCCGUUGUCGCUCCGGCAGCCAUGACUCUGCCUCACAGCCCUGGCAGCGUGGGGGAGCCCCGGGCCCCCCAGGCCGUGGAGGUCCACAGGCUGGAGCACCGGCAGGAGGAGGAGCACAAGGAGGAGCGGCAGCACAGCCUGCACAUGGGCUCCUCCGUGCGGAGACGCACCUUCCGCAGCAGCGAGGAGGAGCAACAGUUCAGCGCCGCAGACUACGCCCUGGCUGCAGCCCUGGUCCUCACCGCCUCCUCGGAGACGUCUUGGGAGGCCCAGCUGAGGCACCAGUCCUCCACCGUGGAACUGGAGGAGCGCGGGCAGAAGCGGGUGGGCUUCGGCAAUGACUGGGAGAGGACGGAGAUCGGCUUCCUGCAGACCCACCGGCUGCUGCGCCAGAGAUGCGACCGGAAGGCGCUGAGGCAGCAGACGGAGGAGAAGGUGCGGGAGGCCAAGGAGCUGAAGGAAUUGUGUUCCGGCCGGGGGCCCUGGUUCUGGAUCCCGCUCCGCUCCCACGCCGUCUGGGAGCAUACCACAGUCCUGCUGACCUGCACCGUCCAGGCCCGGCCUCCUCCCCAGGUCACCUGGUACAAAAACGACAUCCGACUCCAGCCCCACCUCUGUCCUGCCGGAAAGUACCGAGUCACCAACAACUACGGGCUGCUGACCCUGGAGAUCAGGAGGUGCACCGCUGAGGACUCGGCCACCUACACCGUGAUGGUGAAGAAUGCCCACGGCCAGGCCUCCUCCUUUGCCAAGGUCCUGGUCCGCACUUACCUGGGGAAGGAUGCUGGCUUCGAUUCAGAGAUCUUUAAAAGGUCAAUAUUUGGGCCCAGCGUGGAAUUCACGUCGGUGCUGAAGCCCGUCUUUGCCCGAGAGAAGGAGCCCUUCUCCCUGUCCUGCUUACUCUCCGAUGAUGUGCUAGAAGCUGAGAACAUCCAGUGGUUCCGGGACGGAAGGCCGUUGAGGUCCUCCCAGCGCCGGCAGGUCCUCUACGCCGACCGCCAGGCAGCCGUGAAGGUGUUCUGUGCCUACAAGGAAGACGAGGGGCUCUACACGGUCCAGGUGCCCUCCCCCUUGGGGCCGCGGGAGCAGAGCACCUACGUGUUCGUGAGAGACGCUGCGGCAGAGAUGCCAGGGGCCCCAGGCUCCCCGCUGGAUGUCCGAUGCCUGGAUGUGAACCGCGACUGCCUCCUCCUGACCUGGACCCCACCCAGCGACACCCGCGGCAGCCCCAUUACCGCCUACUCCAUCGAGCGGUGCGAGGGUGACUCCGAGGACUGGGUGCCUUGCCACGUGGCCCCUGGGGGGACCUGCCGGUGCCCCAUCCAAGGCCUGGUCGAGGGCCAGAGCUACCGGUUCCGGGUCAGAGCCAUCAGCAGGGCAGGUAGCAGCCUCCCGUCCAAGGCCUCGGCAGCGGUUGUCACGGGCGACCGUGACGCAGCCCAGAGGAGGACAGAGAUCCCCUUUGGCCUGGGAAGAAAGAUCGCUGUGAGCACAGACGAUUUUGAAGACGCUGUGACCAUCCCUUCCCCACCAACCAACGUCCACGCCAGUGAGAUCCGAGAGACCUACGUGAUUCUGGGCUGGGAAGAGCCACGCCCCCGGGGCAGAGCCCCACUGACGUACUCCCUGGAGAAGUCGGUCAUAGGCAGUGGCACCUGGGAGGCUAUCCCCUCCGACACCCCCGUGAAGUCCCCGAGAUUCGCCCUCCUGGACCUGGAGAAGGGGAAGUCUUACGUCUUCAGGGUGCGAGCCAUCAACCAGCACGGCAUGAGCGAUGCCUCGGAGCCCAGCGAGCCCAUAGCCCUGAGGGCCCGCCCAGCUACUCUUCCCCCUCCAGCUCAAGUCCAAGCUCUCCGAGACACGCAGACCUCUGUCUCCCUGACCUGGGAGCCGGUGACAAGCCCGGAGCUCCUGGGCUAUUACAUCUACUCCCGGGAGGCGGGAGCAGCUGAGUGGCAAACAGUGAACAACAAACCCAUCCAGGGUGACAGGUUCACGGUUCCCGGGCUGAGGACAGGGAAGGAGUACGAGUUCUGCAUCAGGUCGGUCAGCGAGGCCGGGGUCGGCGACAGCUCCACCACGACCGGACCCAUCAGGGUCAAGCAGGCUCUGGCCACCCCAUCGGCCCCCUACGACUUUGCCCUCCUGAGCUGUGGGAAGAAUGAAAUGGUCAUCGGGUGGAAACCGCCCAAGCGUCGUGGAGGUGGCCAGAUCCUGGGCUACUUCCUGGACCAGCACGAUGCGGAGGAGCUGGACUGGCACGCGGUCAACCAGCAGCCCAUCCCAGCCCGGGUCUGCAAGGUCAGUAACCUUCACGAAGGCCACUUCUACGAGUUCCGUGCCCGUGCGGUCAACUGGGCAGGUGUUGGUGAGCUGUCGGUGCCCAGCGGCCUGUUUGAGUGCAAAGAGUGGACGAUGCCCCAGCCAGGCCCCCCCUACGAUGUGCGGGCAUCCGAGGUGCGGGCCACUGACCUGAUGCUGCAGUGGGAGCCUCCACUGUACACGGGCGCCGGGCCAAUCACAGGCUACUGCAUCAGUGUCCAGGAGGAAGGCUCUGAGCAGUGGAAGCCGGUCACCCCUGGCCCCGUCUCUGGCACCCACUUGCGGGUGUCUGACUUGCAGCCAGGAAGGAGUUACGUGUUCCAGGUGCAGGCCGUGAAUGUGGCUGGUCUCGGACAGCCAUCCAUGCCCACCGACCCCGUGCUCCUGGAGGACAAGCCAGCUGCCCGGGAGAUCGAGGUGGGAGUGGAUGAAGACGGCUUUAUCUACUUGGCUUUCGAAGCCCCUGAUGCCCCCGACUCCUCGGAAUUUCAGUGGGCCAAGGACUACCAGGGCCCACCAGACCCUCGGAGGGUCCAGGUUGUGGAUGAAGCUAACAAAUCCAAGCUCAUCCUCAAAGAGCCCGGCCUGGAGGACCUGGGCACCUACUCGGUGGUGGUCACCGAUGCUGACGAGGACAUCUCGGCGAGCCAUACACUGACCGAGGAGGAGCUGGACAAGCUGAAGAAGUUGAGUCAUGAGAUCAGAAACCCAGUGAUCAAACUCAUCUCUGGCUGGAACGUCGACAUCCUUGAGCAAGGAGAGGUGCGGCUUUGGCUGGAAGUAGAAAAGUUAUCUCCGGCCGCCGAGCUGCAUCUGAUCUUCAACGAGAAGGAGAUCUUCAGCUCGCCGAAUCGCAAAAUCACUUUUGACCGAGAGAAGGGCCUGGUGGAGGUGAUCAUCCAGACCUUGUCUGAGGAGGACAAAGGAUCGUACACCGCCCAGCUCCAAGACGGAAAAGCCAAAAACCAGAUCACCUUGGCACUGGUGGACGAAGAUUUUGACAAGCUGCUGAGGAAGGCAGACGCUAAGAGAAGAGACUGGAAGAGGAAGCAGGGUCCAUACUUCAAGGAGCCUUUGCAGUGGAAGGUCACGGAGGACUGCCAAGUGCUGCUGAUGUGCCAGGUGACCAACACCAAGAAGGAGACGCGCUUCCAGUGGUUCUUCCAGAGACGAGAGAUACCCGAUUUCCAGUACGACCCUCAGACCGGAGCGGGGCUUCUCUGCUUUGAAGAGUUUUCCAAAGGGGACACUGGGACUUACAGAGCGGUGGUUGCGGAUGACCGAGGGGAGGACAGCAGCAUACUGGACCUCACGGAUGAAGCCCUGGAUGCCAUCUUCACGGAGCUGGGCAGGAUCGGUGCCCUCUCUGCAACCCCUCUGAAAGUCCAGGGGACAGAGGAGGGGAUCCGGAUCUUCAGCAAGGUCAAGUAUUACAACGUGGAGUACAUGAAGACCACCUGGUUCCACAAAGACAGACGCCUGGAGAGCGGCGACCGGGUGAGGGCCGGCACCACGCUGGAUGAGAUCUGGCUCCACAUCCUGGACCCCAAGGACUCAGACAAGGGCAAGUACACCCUGGAAAUAGCAGCCGGGAAGGAAGUCCGGCAGCUCUCAACGGAUCUCUCGGGGCAAGAUCGUGCCAAAGUGGUGAGGGGCCUGCCGGACGUGGCCACGAUCAUGGAGGAUAAGACGCUGUGCCUGACCUGCGUCAUCUCAGGAGACCCCACCCCUGAAAUCUCCUGGCUGAAGAAUGACCAGCCUGUCACCUUCCUUGACCGCUACCGCAUGGAGGUGCGGGGGGCGGAGGUCACCAUCACCAUCGAGAGAGUGAGCAGUGAGGACAGCGGGCGCUACGGCGUCUUCGUCAAGAACAAGUACGGCUCCGAGACGGGCCAGGUCACCAUCAGCGUGUUCAAGCACGGGGACGAGCCCAAGGAGCUGAAGAAGAUGUGACGGCGUGUCCGGUCUGCACGGACAGCGGGGUCAGCCAGUGGGUCAGAGCCUGGCACAGGCCGUGGGUGGGCAGGGGGAAGGGGUGGGUGGAAACCAGGACAUGAGGGUGGGGUGGGUGCACACAAAGGUCAUGGUGGGGUCCCGAGAAGCCUCCAGGAGGCAGGACAAGACGUGGACUGGAAACAGACCUCGGGGCGAGACCCGAUUCAGCUCUUCGCUCUCUGGGAGCCUGGCCUUCUCAUCCAGCACGCGGUGCCCCACUCCAGGGCCCGGUCACAGCCCCCGUCCAGUGGCCCUCAGCGGAGGUGCCUGUCCUUCGGGUUGUGGCCAUGGAGCUGGGUGGUGGGUAGAGUCAGUCUGAGCACCGCAGGUCCCCAGAGGCCCAGGGCUGAGGGUGGUGAGCCCUGCCGUUCCUGGCACACCACGACACCCUCUCUCGGGUCCUAGUGUCAGUUCACGCAAGGUUCACACACAUGCACUUGAAGGCCAGCACGUGUCCGGCUGAGGCUGGCGUGGGAAUACAAAGACAGACGUGCAGGCCUGCCAAGGGACGUCUCAGUCCCGCAGGGGGGACGAACCUGCUAGAAAUGACUCCAGGACCAGGCAGGAUGCUGACAAUUCUGAAACAGGUCCUCACAAGGAGCUGUAUGUGGUCAGAGGAAGGAAGCAGCUGGCCGCCCAGCUGAGGGAGGGAGGGCUCUAAAACGCCCAACUGGAGGGCCAGCAGGUGGCGGAGUGGCUAAGGUGCUGGACUUCCACACGGC
Tupaia belangeri chinensis (Chinese tree shrew) is the source of this 5139-nucleotide messenger RNA. It is a transcript of the gene MYOM3, whose product is annotated as myomesin 3. The transcript is spliced from 35 exons. The coding region runs from base 122 to 4375 and encodes 1417 amino acids. The record is from RefSeq and is a predicted model, not a curated record. Lineage: Eukaryota; Metazoa; Chordata; Mammalia; Scandentia; Tupaiidae. Gene Ontology annotation, molecular function: protein binding.